UACCGUCUCUUCCCAGAGGGGAAGGUCUGAGGGGUCCUUAGCCACAUAAAGCGGCGAACGCGCCUUGCUUAGUGAAGAAGGAGCUCUGCGUCAAUCAGAAGCUGCCUUUCUCUCAUAGGAAUGACUUCCCAGACCCAUGGCUUGGCGGUCUCCUGGUGUGUCCUGUCCGUGUCCUUUCAUGGCCUUCCCGUCACGGGAGAGGGCUUGGCGCCGGGACAGAGGGGUCCGCCCCGGAGGCCGUUCAGGGGCUGCUUCUCCUCUUGUUGAAUGUUCUGAGGGAUCCCUUGGUCUCCUCCCAGCUGUCCACAGGAGAGAUGGACCCACGUCCCAUGGGUUCUCUGAGCUCCUCUCAGGCUCCGGGGAUCCGCAGCUGCUGGUGACUGUGGCCAGCCCUCCGUCCAGCCUUGAGACCUUUCUCCUUGGUUCCGGAGGGAGAGGCCGCCCUGCUCUUCCGAGGGAGACCGGGCUCUUGGCCAGAGGCCCCCCAUGCAGCCUGCCUGUCUGUCCUUCGGGCGGCCUGAAGCUUCAGCCUCUACAAAUGGGGGGGGGGGGGUGCGUUCCACUCGGGGUGAUACAGGGUUUGCCACUCCCUUUCUAUUUUCCCUGGCGGAAUAGAGGAAGCCACCAUCCCUGGUUCUGGGUCAAAGGUGAAUCUUUUUUUUUUUUUUUUGCGGCAUCCAGGUCCCUCAGGCCACUCACCAGCCCCACCAAUCAAGAGGCGCCUGGGAGUCACAAAGCCUCUGCACCGAGGAGCAACCAAAACAGGAACCCCCCCAAGAGGAGGUAUAAGGUAAGGCAGCAUCUUUUCGCCCUGAGGGGCUUCCCCAACCCAUGAGGAGAAACUCUGCGAUUCUAGGAUUCAAUAUGGCACCAUUUGGUCAGACACUUGUCAAAACAGUAAACAGAAAAUGUCCAUCUAACAAAAUAGAAUUAAAACAAAAUGACAUUUCCGACUCCUACAUCUAAGGCCACUGUCUCCAAAAAAAUUUAUUGCCUGUUGGUGUGACUUUCCUGAGCCAGUGACUUUUGCAUCUCUCAGGAAUGUAAUGGACUGUUUAAUGCUGCCGUUUGGUGGUAUUUGUGGCAAACCCUUCUUAUUGAUCUCUUAUAAGAGGACUAUUUAUUUAAUCAAACUCUUCUUAAUGCAAUUGCUAUUUAUGAAUAAGAUUAAAUCAGGCUAAAUGAGGCUCCUUGUGUCUCUUCAAGAGUCCCCUCGGGUGAGAAGGG
This is a messenger RNA of Anolis carolinensis (green anole), 1227 nucleotides long. RefSeq lists its product as uncharacterized. The transcript has 2 exons. NCBI's taxonomy places the organism in Eukaryota, Metazoa, Chordata, Lepidosauria, Squamata, Anolidae. The record is from RefSeq and is a predicted model, not a curated record. The coding region runs from base 137 to 835 and encodes 232 amino acids.